This is a messenger RNA of Xyrichtys novacula (pearly razorfish), 5169 nucleotides long. The record is from the annotation of a GenBank genome assembly. NCBI's taxonomy places the organism in Eukaryota, Metazoa, Chordata, Actinopteri, Labriformes, Labridae.
CACACAGACAAAGCAAUUGUAACUUUUCAGCAGUUCCAGAAAAGCCUUGAGUGAUUACUGACGUUAUUCUCAGCAGCUCUAAUCGUCUCAGGCCCGUCCUGUUCAACCUGUUUGUGGUUUGUAAAAGUCCAUUCUCUGCAUCAGGAGGAGGAUAACAUUCCUGCAGCAGGGCCUCGCUGUUUGUGCAGUCGUUCCUGGUAAGAGCAAAAGGAUGGAGUGAGAUAGUCAGAGAGAGUUGUGUUGUUUGGAGACACUGAAAGCCGAUUACUGAUGGUAGAUUUAUCUAUCUUAUAUUUAUAUCAGAUUAACUGUUACUGAGAGGCGGCAGUGUAUCUGAGGAUUUGACCUCAACAAAACUUGAAGGAAGCUUCCUGCAGACCUGCUGAGAAACUUUCACUUCAAUUUAAGGUCAGUGAAAAAACACUUUCAUAUCUGUUUCUCAUUUUGAUUGUUUCUAUUUACUUUGUCAUAUUUGAGAAAAAAAUUUACUAAGGGACAAAUUAUAAGCGACAGGCCUCAUGACACAAAUUAUACAACUGAUGGCAAAAGCUCAGCAGACAAAAUAACAAAGCAGAGAAAAUGAUUUUUUUUCUUUCAAAUGGACAAAAGUUGUCCAUUGAUUGCUCUACUUAAAAUAUAUUAAUAGGAAAUUUCAAGGCUAUUUUACAGAAUGGGUAUUGUUCAAAAUACCCAUUGAUCAAAAAUGGGGACGGUUAAAAUUAUGUCCAUCUUUCAAAGACAGGUGAACUGUUUUCUUAAUUACAGGACCACUGUCUUGACCAAAUGAAGACUUAAAAUUUUUUAAAGAUUUUUAGGACUGAUAAUAGAGGUGGAUUUUUAAUUUUGAGCCAGUCGUGACUGUUGAUCAUAACCUUCACCUGACAGCACACACCAAUAAGAUUAUCACUUUUGUCAUUUGCAUUCUUGUUUUAAAACAAUAUGUAGUUUAUGCAUGAUUGAGUGAGCAGUUACAUGUGACAAUAUUACAGAGCACUAUUGGUGCACUCUAUAAAUGAAGAGUACUUCUGACUCUUGCACUGUUAUUCACUAACCAGAGCACCCUUUUCAGUCAUGUCUGUUUUUUUUUCUUGUUAGAGUCUUGAGUAAGAUCCUUUACAUUUCAAAAGACGUCAAAAAUGUCAGCACCCUUAUGUGCUAACAAAUACUGGUGGAUUUAACAGCUUUGUUUUUUAAAGUGUGCGGAGUGUGAAAACAUAGCCAUCUAGCUCUUAAAAAUCUCUGCAAAAGUGCUGUCAAACAUGACCUCAGGAGAAUAAAAAAUGAGAUGCUUUUCAAACAACGCUGCAUGCUAAAAUAGUCUGAGGUCUUCUAUUUCUGAGCAAGUUUGAUUUUCAGUGAUCUUGUGUUUAGUCGCUUAAGUUUUGGGCUGGUUUGGGUAAAUUUUAGAUUGUUGAAACACUCACUCCACUCACCAUGUUUCUUGGUACAGAUGUCAGCUGCAGCCGGUGCUCUCUCUCAUAUCUUCUCAUAAGACUCAUAAGUUUUGGUGUCUCAAACUCCAGGACUUUUCCCCUUUUAGGGAAACAGUGGCAUUUUUUUUGAUAAAAAAAAAAAAACUUGCUCCUUGUGAGGUCAAUUUGACUCUUAUCUCCUGGUAUUAAGUGUGCUGGUUCUUCUCCUCAUUACAGACGGCACACUGGGAAAUAUUGUUUUCAGAAUGUGAAAGCUUGUUCAUAAAGAAAAUUCUACUUUUUUUCAGUGUAUCAUGUAAUAUCAUGUAAAAUAAUACAUACCAAGCUGACUUUAUAACAUCUGUAGUUGUAAUGUAUGUCAUGGCUGCAUUGGUCAAUAUGAUUGUGUGAUGGAUUAAAAGAAAAAAAAGUCUAAUAUUUUUGUUACUUCUUCGAUAAAAGAUAUUAAUUCCUCUAUGUGAAUUCCUCAUCAAAUCUUCUCAGGUGUCCAAAGAAACUGUCGGCUUUAUAAUAUGAGGCAAUGAAACACUGUGUCUACAAAUCAUUCUAGUGUAAUGAAACAUUUGACUGCUUGUUGUCCCUCAGGCUAAAGUUUGAGCUCCACCCUUUUCUGAUUUAUCCACAACUAUGUCGACGAACUACAUUUCAUUGCAACAUGUAUUCUUUUACUCUUCUGUAAAAGUUUGUGUGAAAUCUAUUCAAUACUUUCAGAUAAUCUAUGGAAUAGGAGUCACAGAGAGGAGAAACAGAUGGAGAAGAGGAAGGAAGGGGCGAGGAGGGCUUCUCAUAUUUGGUUGCUGCUGCUGGCUCUGCUCCAAAUCUACACACCCUCUUCAGGUAAAUAACCACAGCAGGGACUCUUCACAUUAUAAUACUUAUUAUUGUUGUUAAUACUGGGGCGUAAUGUUUCCAUUACUUGAAUAUGGUAAGCACAUUAGAAGAGCAGCUUAAAAUAACCUGAACAAGGACGUCAAAGCACCAAGCAAAAUAUUUGUAAGUGAUCAUAUGAAGAGGAAGACCAGAAAGAGAUCAAAGUUUCAUCAGACUCCUAAUGAAGCUUGCAUCCUGCAGGAGAACCAGAGUUUCCAUUUGUUAGAAUAUUCAAACCAGGGUUUGCUUACAAGAGCACGAUCAGCAACAGGAAGCCUGAAGGCUCUUACCAACAACAAAUCAAGAAGAUUGUAGUUUGAUUUGCUUGUAGCAACAAUUUACUUGAUUUCCUGAAACAGAACAUAGAAGCAGAAAUUCUCUCUGUCUUCUUAAGUUUUUAAUUCCUCUCUAACUGUAUUUCAUGUUUUUUUUCAUUUAUUUUAUUCAGUGGUGUCACAAUCAACCACCAAUUCAACUCUGAAUACCACUGAUGCCACCACCACUCCAGCACCAAACCCUGCAGUUCUCACCUACCGCACACGUCCCGCCAACAUGAAAGUGGCCGUGGGAGAACCGGCAGUGUUUUGCUGCGGAGUGCCAGACGCUUCCCCCAGCCUCAAGUUCACUCUCUAUGGAGGUCAUGGCAACUACACUCUCACCUGUCCUGAUGGUCAUGUAGAGGAUAUCCCUGAGGUGAGGCAAGCGCAGGACUGGUUUUAUCCUCAUUUUGGACAUUAUCCCUCAAUAACAUUAUCUUAGCAGGAUACAGUGAUCACGCAGCUCCUCUGAAGUGAAAGGUUGUUUGUUUUCUAAGUUAGAACUGAAAUUAAAGAAUCGUGAUCAUAAAGCGUGAUUAUCAUUUUGUAAGUAAUUUCUAAUGAUCAGUUAUUGUAUAACAAUCAUCUGAAAGCACAGGUGGUUGUAGUAGGACCCAAUGAUUUCCUGUACACAGCUAAUAUGACCUUUUAUGUAACAUGUUCAACAGCAAAAAUUCAACAAAUGUUACAUUUGAUGGUCAAAAAAGAGCAAACCGAGCUGGUUUGGCACAGUUUGAGGAGAAGACCCCCUAUGUACAGAGGCUUCGGUCCUCGUCACAGGGGUGAUGGAUGAGAUUCGGUGCGUGUCACCCUUCUCUGUUCCUGUUUAGUCAAAAAAAGGACUUAAAGCCCCAAAAGACACAGUAAGGUCAGGGUAGAGUAAUUAUCAAGAAACACAAGACAAAACAAGCAAAGACUGUUUUGUUUACAGAGGGCACCAAUUCCAGCGGCGACCCAAAACUCCUUAUCUGAGCUUAAAGUUCAAAUGAGUUGGUGAGUUUGGUCUCACUAGAUGAAGUCUGACUCAACAUGUACAACCACUAAACCUUUAUCACUCUAUAAGUCAAAAUCAACAUUUUAAAUUCAGAAUCAACAUUUUUUGUCACAAAAUUCAUUACUAUCUUUCUCAUACAUACAAUAAAAUCUCUCAUUUUCCCUUCUUCUGUCAGGCUCUGUAUGGAAACUGUGAAAUGAAGAAAGGAGAAUCGUUGGCUGUUUGGACCAUCAAGGGAACUUCUUACUCAGACAAUGGCACACGAGUCGAAUGUCAGCAAUCAAACAACCCUGAAAAACGUUCUGCUGUCCUACAUGUUUAUGGUAAAGACUCUUCAGAAUGCUCAAGUAUUAUCACCGAAUGAUCUUCUUUAUCACAGCCUUUCCUCACAGUGAUGAAUCUAUAACCUAUCAUGUGACAUAUCUAUUCAGGAAUACGCACACUCUCUUCUCUUGUCCCGUUUCCUUCACGUCCAGAUAGCGGCAUCAACUACGCCAUCCUCAUCGGCUGUGUCAUUGGUGGGUUUUUUGGAACGCUGUUGGUGGUUGCUUUGGCGUUUGUAACACUGCAGAGGUCUGAUACUGUCCAGAGGUGCUUCAGUAAGUAGGCUUUUGUCAAUUACAGCAAAAUGUUAUUAACACACACUGUAAGUAGAAGGCUGUAAAGUAAUGUGUGAUGUGUCUGUGCUCUCAGGAGGAGGAGGAGGAGAAACAGACGAUGAUCAAACCACGAUAGUAACAAAGGGAUAAGAGGGGAGACAGAGAGAAGAAGAAGAUUUUGCCCUGAAAACACAUCAAUAGAUGGAGCUGUUUUCGUUUUCAACCCUUUCACCUAUUUAAGUGAUGUGGCAGCUUUGGACACGUCUGGAAAUGAUGACUGAAUGCUUCAGGUUGGAUCCAGUCUGAAUCCUGAUAUCUUCACUUUCUGUUGUGCCACCAAUGUUUGGAUCUUGCACAGGCUGCCCGUAGUGUGACAAUUAGAGUCUAAAUGCACAUAACUCAGCGUAGAUGAUUCGACUAAGUGACUGUCCUUCACUUUUGCAGGGAUUUUGUACUUUUUGCACUUUCUUUAUGGCACAUACAUACAAAAAUAAAAUGUGUUGUUUGUCCAUAAAGCUGAGAGGCUUCUGUCUACAUUGUAGGAUUGAAGGAAAAUGAAGGAAAAGUUUGAAUGUGAAGUUGUUUUUUUGCUCUUAUAGCUUAGAGAAAAUGUCAGCUCUCUGCAGCAGGAAUAUCUUAUAAAGAUGUUUCUUUUGCUUUUUUGUGGUGUACUCAUCAGAGUUAAUCAUGCUUUUUACUGUCUUAUACAAGCCUUGUUUUUGCAUAAAGGCAAAACAUAAUGGUCUUUAGUCUUAGUUACCAAAGGUGAACUCAUGAAUGUUUGUUUGUCUGCUUAUGUUAGUUUCUGUCUUGUCUUUGGAUGCCUUUAGGAUUAGACAUCCAUAAAACACCCUGCUCACCACAUGAGAUUUUCCUUUGAGACGGAGCUCAUUGUCAGUGUGUCAAAAGGCUCAAAUAAAUAUAAAUACACAAUAAAAUAUACAAUAAAAAUCGCC